AUGAGUCUUAUCCGAGAAGGCUACACCGAUGUCAACCGGGCCUUUCUGCAGGCAUUCAUGUCCCACCGAGUGCUCACGCUCAACGACAUCAAGCCCAUCCUGCUCGCAAUCCUGAACGCAGACGGCGGCGAGCACGAAGCCGCCCUCGAAGACAUCACCGACCGCAUCAUCGCCUCCUACGUCACCACGGCCAACACCGCCAUCCACGACUACGACCUCGAGAUCCGCAGCACGCUCGACCAGCGCGACCGCACCCGCAUCUACGCCCUCGUCAACACGGCCUCGGACGAGCUCACGCAGCUGGCCACCACCCACUCGGCCGACGAGAUCGCCUUCUUCAAGCGCGUGCUCGACUACAUGUUCGACACCAACAACACGCCCGCCGCCGAGAUUAUGGCCGUCAGCGACUUUGACGCCCUGCGCCUCAACAAGAACCCGCACGCCGCCGAGGGCACGCAGUCGCAGUCGCAGGCCCAGUCGGGCCUCACAAAGAUUCAGGCCGAGGAGGCGCUCGCGGGGUUUGUGGAGGAGGGCUGGUUGGAGAGGAGUGAGGCGGGCUGGUUCUCGCUCACGAGUAGGGCGCUGAUGGAGCUGGCGUCGUAUCUGACGCAGACGUAUAAUGUUGCUGCCGACGAGUCGGAUUCGGACGAGGGCGGGGGCACGCGCAGCGGCGCGGUCGUGGAGAGGAUUAAGCAGUGCUAUGGGUGCAAGGAGAUCAUCACCGUCGGCCUCCGCUGUCAGACGCGCGCAUGCAAUUUCCGCCUGCACGACUCGUGCGCAAACCAGUACUACCGUGCGCAGCGCGGCGAGAAGGAGUGCCCGACGUGCGGGGCUGCAUGGACCGGAAGGGAUCUCGUUGGCGAGGGCGCUGCGGCGCGCAGACGGCAGUCGGGUGCGGGGCCGGCGAAUAGGCGGCAGAGCGGUGCGUCGUCGAGGGGGGCGCGGAGGAGCACGCUUACGCAGGUGCGGCUUGCGCCGAGGAGAGUGCAGGAGGAUGUGCAGGAGGAGGAGGAUAUGGAUGCGGAGGGGGAGAGUGAGUGA
This is a messenger RNA of Morchella importuna, 1041 nucleotides long. RefSeq lists its product as uncharacterized. Gene Ontology annotation, cellular component: nucleus; Smc5-Smc6 complex. The record is from RefSeq and is a predicted model, not a curated record. Gene Ontology annotation, molecular function: ubiquitin-protein transferase activity. The transcript is spliced from 3 exons. Lineage: Eukaryota; Fungi; Ascomycota; Pezizomycetes; Pezizales; Morchellaceae. Gene Ontology annotation, biological process: double-strand break repair via homologous recombination; DNA damage tolerance. The coding region runs from base 1 to 1041 and encodes 346 amino acids.